UGUGAAACCAGACAUGUUCUUGGAAUCAAAGUUAACGCCCUCUUAGAGUUCAGGUAUUUUCUGUGCUAUUAUGCUGCUUUUGUCAGAAAGGCUGUUGGGCUUGUCUGUGGCUUAACUGUUAUUCAAAGACGAAGCUAUUUAGGUUGCUUUCUUCCUUAUUUUGUGAGCGGAGCGUCAGAAGAGAAGAACAGACGGGACUUGUUUCUGGAAGGCAAAAUGAGUACACACAACUGUAACACAGUGGAUGAGGAAUUACUGGCUGAUAACAAUGUACUCCCUAUUUUUUACGUCUUUACAUUUGCUGUUGGAUUGAUCCUGAAUGCUUGUGGAUUGAUUUGCUUGGUGAAUAACUGGAAGAAACUUCGGAUUAUUAACAUCUUUUUUCUGAACCUCGGACUAACGAACCUGUUGUUUUUGCUCACUCGCCCCUUUCUGAUUGUGUACUACUUUAAUAAGAUUACAUGGACCUUUGGAGAACCUUUCUGCAAGGUAACAAGAUUCUGCUUUAAACUGAAUUUAUACGGCAGCAUCGGAUUCAUCACCAGUAUCAGUGUGUACCGGUACCUGGCCAUCGUCCAGCCAAUCAGAGUGAUGAGAAAAUUAUCUAAGACUCACUCUGUGGUCAUCUCUGUCCUGGUGUGGAUUCUGGUGAGUGUUGGAAGUCUUUCAGACAUAAUCUACCCCAAACAAUCAGGGAACAACACUGACAAAUGUCUUCCUGCCACUGAUGAAGCACACAUCGAGGGAUACUUUAUAUACAACCUCAUCUGGACAAUCUUUGGAUUCUGCAUCCCUUUCGCCAUCAUUGUGGGCUGCUAUGGACAUGUGGCUCUUGUCAUCCACCGCUCAAAUAUGAUGAAUAAGAACCAUAAGCGAAAAAUCUUAAAACCUUUGGUUGUUUUGUCUCUUCUCUUCUUGCUUUGUUACACCCCUUACCUUGUGUUCAAGAACCUCAGCGUCUAUGCCAAAUAUCUGGGUUUUAAGCACCCACCGUGCCCCUCGUGGUAUGAUGAAGUCUUUACUCUGCGUCAUGUAAGUCGUGGUCUGGUGAGCCUGAACAGUGCUCUCAAUCCUCUGAUUUACAUGUAUUUUAGUGAGGAAAUGAAGGCCCAGUUCAGCCAGCUGCAGCUGCGAUGUAAACAGAUGUUCAGUUGCUGUUCCAAGCUGAAAUCCUGUUCUGUACCACACACUGAGGAUGAAGCUGAAUGUGCUUUAUGACAUGUUCUUUUAAUUGACCAUGUUGAGUGAAAGUUCUGCUCAUUGCGUUUUGUAUUCAUCUAAUUUGUCUUUCCCAUAGAUGCUAGAGAUAAUAAAAAUGCACAUAAUAAUAAAUAUCUUGAGUAAAAACAAAAUGCAAGUUUCAAAUGAUGCUUUCAUGUAUUGAAAGAGAAAGAAACCUUAUCCUGUGUGUAAAAGAUUACUUCUCUAAACAUUUCUUACAUUGUGGCUGCAUUGAAAGGGAUUUAGCAAGAUUUAACUCAGAAUAUGACAAUAAAUACUCUAAUUUCUUUAUUAUAUUUAGUAUUUAGACUUCAAAAGGUCUGUUAUUAUGACAGUAAAAAAAAUAA
Gambusia affinis (western mosquitofish) is the source of this 1568-nucleotide messenger RNA. RefSeq names its product P2Y purinoceptor 1-like. Gene Ontology annotation, cellular component: membrane. Bases 217 to 1218 code for a protein of 333 amino acids. Gene Ontology annotation, molecular function: neuropeptide receptor activity. The transcript has a single exon. Gene Ontology annotation, biological process: G protein-coupled receptor signaling pathway. NCBI's taxonomy places the organism in Eukaryota, Metazoa, Chordata, Actinopteri, Cyprinodontiformes, Poeciliidae. The record is from RefSeq and is a predicted model, not a curated record.